AUGGUUUUUGUUAAAAACUGGGAAGAUUUUGAAAUAGCCGCUGAAAAUAUGUACAUGGCGAAUCCACAAAACUGCCGAUACACCAUGAAAUACGUGCACUCCAAGGGUCACAUACUGCUCAAAAUGACGGACAAUGUGAAGUGCGUGCAGUAUAAGGCGGAGAACAUGCCCGAUCUGAAGAAAAUUGAGAAAAUCACAAGCAAUCUGGUCGGUCACAUGGCAUCAAAGGAAUAAAGCGAACACAACAAUUUAUUGGCCACGGCAGCAGUUUAAACGCAGCAACAACAACAAACUCACACAUACACACACAAGCACACGAUUGUUGUUGACUGUCUGUCUGUGUGUCUCACCUGCAAUUGUUUAGUUUUGUAAGCGUUUUGGGCCAUAAGUCGGCUAAUUGUGUGGUAACAAGAGUAGUUAGUUACUGUUUAAAUAACAUUUUAUAAAUGUUAGCUCUGUACACACAAAUUCAGUCCGAACUGGCGCCAGGUUUAAAUUUACGAUACUUUUGUAUUUCGACUGUAAUGUGAAUGGUUGCAGUUAAAGCUGCAUCAUAUUGUGACAUAUUCAAAGUAAUGCACAUUUCCAUGAAAUGCUUUAAACAAAUAAAAUGAGGUGUUUUUUAUAAGAAAAU
Drosophila innubila is the source of this 634-nucleotide messenger RNA. RefSeq names its product signal recognition particle 9 kDa protein (gene Srp9). Gene Ontology annotation, cellular component: signal recognition particle, endoplasmic reticulum targeting. The transcript is spliced from 2 exons. The record is from RefSeq and is a predicted model, not a curated record. Lineage: Eukaryota; Metazoa; Arthropoda; Insecta; Diptera; Drosophilidae. Gene Ontology annotation, biological process: negative regulation of translational elongation; SRP-dependent cotranslational protein targeting to membrane. The coding region runs from base 1 to 234 and encodes 77 amino acids. Gene Ontology annotation, molecular function: 7S RNA binding.